UUGUCGUCUUGGUGAUGUAUUAUAAACAAAGUCAUUAUACCGGCAAAAACGCAUGAAAAUACGGUGAAAACAAUAUUUUCUCAAGAUCAAUAAAUUAUGAGAAGUUCAUGUAAAAGACAAAUCAAAUACGCUUAGAAGUGUCUGUGUCACUGACGGAGUCGAAUGUACGCGUUCAAAGCAUCAUUAUAAUAAUAUGUAGAAACAUUUAAAAUUAUUUGGCAUGUCUAAAGACGUACUAAAUAAAUGCGGCACAGAUGAUCAAAAGUCCAAAACUUUGUCAAAUAACCGCAUACACAGUCAGGAUGAUAAAAAAUUAUUGUCAAAAAAAGGAUGGUUACAAAAAGAUUCUAAUUUCAAUAAAACUGAAACAGAUAAUAAUUGCAGUACAGAAGUGAUUUCUCGUUCUAUUAAUAAGCUUUUAAAAAAUGAAAAAAAAUCUAGACCCACAGCGAACCCGACUAAAGUAUGUUUAAAACCAGAAGUCUUACAUGAAUCUAAAGAACAGUUUGCGCAAAGAAUAAAACAGGCAUGGAUCGAUCGAGAACAGUCGAAAUCGUGUAUUAAUAUUUAUUUGGCUAGAAAUGUUAUCGAAGACCCUUUGAUGGAAUCUAUAGAGCAUGCACAGGAAUCAUCAAUACAAGUAGAGGAAAGAGACUCUUGUAGAACCGCAUUGGAGGUGCAACUCCAGAAUCAUGCGGGAGAAGGUGAAAAUUCACCAGAAGACUCUAGCGAGGAGGAAAAACCUCUUUCAGCUGCCGCAAGAAGAGUUAGGUUUUACAAGACUGCGAAACAGCAACAGAACGAAAGACAAACGUUGACCAGAGCAAUGUCAGCGCCUUCGUCGAGACAACAAAUCGUAAAUAAUUCUACUCAAGAUCUUUAUUCGACAAGUUCACGAAGAAAAUCACAAGAUGUUCAUAAAUUCCCGACCAGGAAAUUGAAAUCUUGUAGGAGUAAAGCUUUCCAUAAAAGCAUUGAUGUAGAUAGCCGUCUGUCAAAUGGUCAAAAGUUUGGUAAAAAGAAUCAAAAUGUUGAAGUAGUAACGAUGAUGUCACUUUUAAGCCCAGUUGGAAGCGAUGUAGAGGAAUCGCUAACACCCGAUGACGUAUCGACAAAAACCGUUACAUUUCCUCAGUUUAAUAGCAGUAUGCGUUAUCAUCAAAAAUCAUUUGAUAGCGCAAUGACAUCGAUUGGAAAACCAAAACUUCUGAACAAUCGUGUUGGAAAAUCAUUGAUUAAAUCAAGAACAAUAGAGAUAUCAAGGGAUGAUGAAGAUGAUGGGCCGGUUGUAAAUGAAGUCGUAAUCACCAAACUCGGCGACGAUGAUGACGGCAAUGAAACGCUGCAGAACAAAGAAAUCGCACAGAUCGACGUUCGCUAUGAUGUACUCGAUGGCCAACCGAUGCUCAAAUCCGACAAAGAGAAAGAAUGUUGGGCUCUUUUCAAGAAAAUGACGGCUAAAGGAGUGUCCGUCACUUUUGAUACCGUAUUGAGGUUCGGUUUGUGCCGAAUAUUAUUCGAAACUAUAAGUACAUUCAGCAUUGGCGCAACUAUAUAUGAGGAACGGAAAUAGGGAGUGUUCAAUAUUUAGCACUUUCAAACUUUCGGUAUCAUAUUUUUAAUCAAUCCAUAAAAAACAUAGCAGAAAUUUUAAUAUUGAGCUAGAAAAAAAUUGUUUAACUCACACGUCAUAACUUUGAGUUAUUAGAAACACAAUUACUUAAUGAUAAUGUUAAUUUCGAUUUAUAAAAAUUGAUUCAAGCAGUUUCCAUAUAAAUUAUGCCUGUAGCAUCCAUCUGCUACGUGUGAACAAUUCUUUUUGACCAUGUAAAGAGUAAAAUAGGGGAUUCUAACAAUAGCAUGUAACAAAAUUGGUUUUCAAGUCUAUAAUAUUUUUUUUAUGCAUAAAAAGACACCUUGCCAAUACAAUACAUUUAUGAUCAAAGCAUUCUUAGCACGUUUGAUUAAAACAAUAGAAAAAUUAAUGUAUGUUAACAUUUUUUAAUAAAUAUGAGUAUGAGUAAUAUCUUUGAUUAUAUUUUAUUAUUAAUUUGAUUUAGGUAUCUUAUAAGUUAGUUGUUUUUUGGGGAGGGAAAUA
This is a messenger RNA of Aphis gossypii (cotton aphid), 2098 nucleotides long. RefSeq lists its product as uncharacterized. The record is from RefSeq and is a predicted model, not a curated record. The transcript is spliced from 5 exons. Lineage: Eukaryota; Metazoa; Arthropoda; Insecta; Hemiptera; Aphididae. Bases 221 to 1573 code for a protein of 450 amino acids.